UGGAAACCCUCAUCUGUUUUUUCUCCGUUUGGUCUGUCAUUGGACUUGCUGGCUUCCACACAUAUCUGGCCACAACAGAGCAGACCACAAAUGAAGAUAUCAAAGGCACAUUCACAUCCAAGCGUGGCCAGGACAACUUUAACCCAUUUAGUAAAGGAUCAUUAAUUAAAAACUGUGUCAGCGUUUUGUGUGGACCAACUCCUCCCAGCAUGAUAGACCAACGUGGUUUCGUGAUGUCUGAUGUGCCAUCAGUCAUGCCUGCUAGUGGUCAACUACCGGAGAAAGUCCCACUUGUAAGUGCUAACAAACACCACAUCUUUGGCACUAUUAGUCCUUCCUCUUCUUCUUUUCUCUACUGCUGUCCUGACCAGAGUGUUGUGAUCAUACCUGAGGAAGAAGUGAAAAAGAAGGACAUGAUCAUCUAUCAGUCUGCAGAUGGGUCUGUCAGUAACAAGGUCACUUUUGCUGGGACAGGUAAGAAGAACCAUGUGUGGGACCUGACUAUUAACCAGCUGGACUUUGUAG
Candidula unifasciata is the source of this 525-nucleotide messenger RNA. The record is from the annotation of a GenBank genome assembly. Lineage: Eukaryota; Metazoa; Mollusca; Gastropoda; Stylommatophora; Geomitridae.